This is a messenger RNA of Didymosphaeria variabile, 1380 nucleotides long. RefSeq lists its product as uncharacterized. The coding region runs from base 1 to 1380 and encodes 459 amino acids. Lineage: Eukaryota; Fungi; Ascomycota; Dothideomycetes; Pleosporales; Didymosphaeriaceae. The record is from RefSeq and is a predicted model, not a curated record. The transcript has a single exon.
AUGCGACGUGGCACUGGCCUGUCUGCACCAAGCUCGGCUCCUCCUUCGACAAAUACCGGGCUUCGUAGCCAGUCUGCGACUCAAGAGAAGCGUCCUGUAGACGAGCUGUCUGCGCGGACGCCACGGGGUACUAUCGAGCAAUUACAACCCUCACUUCAACGGACUUUGGAGUCUCAGCCUCAGCCACUUCCACCACCCAACAAUCUCUCCGCCCCUCAGACGACUCCUUCGAGGCCGAAGUCGCCAUUGUACUUGACGGGCAAGAACCCCUAUGGCAGAAUCUUGGACAAUGUCGAGCAUCCCUACAGAGAGCGAAGAGCGCCAGAGUCGGGUCCACCCUCACAGCUCGGAAGCAACAUGGGCGGACGCCCAAGAACAUCUGGUUCUUUCAGAUUCGUCACACGCCCUACCCCUCCGCCAGCGCCUGAGCGAAAAGUCUCUGUUGAUGGCACUCCAAGGCCAUCUUCUCUCCCUCCAGCACGACCGCCACAAAAGGCAGUAUCUGUCAAGGAUGCGAAGAGCCUUUUCGAGACAAAAGCCUCGGAAUCUCGAAAGGCUCCUCCUUUUCCGUCUGCAAGAACCGCCACCAUUGCCAAGGACGCCUCCACCGACUCCGGGAUCAAGCAGCAACCGCACAAGGCCGGCCCUGUCAUGCGGUCUACCGGUAGCAGUGAGGAAGCACGUCCUGCGAAGGAAAGGCCGACAAGACGGGAAAUUUCUAGCGCUACCUUGCCUAUCCCAAGACCACAGACAGAGGCUGCCGAGCGAAGACAGUCAGCUCAGCGUACCAAUCCGUUCACUCGAGCGAAGGCGGACGAAGUCAGACCAAGGCUCGUCAUGAGGACCGCCACUGGAUUUGACGAUGGCGAAAGACCAGUUCGUCGACGAAGUUCGCCUAAGCGUUCUGCAAAAGUCGCAGAGUGGUCCAAUUCAAAAUCUCUCUAUGCCGCAGAAACGUCAGCCUCGGCUCGCAGGAGGUCUACAAGUGUGUCCACAGAACCAAAACCACAGGCAAAGCCGCUGAGGGGUGUUCAGCGCUCAAUUGUACAGCGAAACCGGUUUGACGAUCUCUCGGCGGGUACUCGUAGUACAAGAGCAAGUUCUGCAUAUCCAGAGCACCCACUCGCCUCUGAUGAAACAGUGAGGCGCCGUUCGAACCGGAAGUCGUCCACUGCUGAGUCCCAAAAAGCUAGCCCAUCAACCGAUCCAAAGAGGACCGGACAAGCCCAGCUGUCACGGACUGGUAACGCUGUUCGAAGGUUUGCAAGCCAAUUCGACCGCGGAAUCGCAGGCAAAGACCAGCAAAGGGACUCACGACAAAGCCCAUUCACUGAGCGACAGUCUCAUAGCGCAACCUGGACCAAGAGGAGCAGGCGUUAG